GUUAAAGGCUAACUGAUGGUGUCGAUUGAUUUCUUGGAGAAGUUUUUGAGGUUCUACAUUCAGUUCUUGGAGAAGAACAUCAGGAAGCUUGAUUUCAGCCCCGAGGGGGCUUGCACGAUUGUGCAGGUAACUGAUCUCAAGAACUCGCCUGGGUUGUUCAUGUUCAAGAAGGAACUGAGGCAGGCGGUAAAUCAAGCCCUGCAACUGCUGCAGGAUAUUAUCCAGAGUUCGUUGCCAAACAGGUGUUCAUCAAUGUGCCAUGGUGGUACGUUGCUUACAAUAGGAUGAUCAGUCCAUUCUUGACUCAGAGGACUAAGAGCAAGUUUGUGUUUGCUAGUCCGCCUUUACUUUUC
Salvia miltiorrhiza (redroot sage) is the source of this 353-nucleotide messenger RNA. RefSeq names its product patellin-3-like. The record is from RefSeq and is a predicted model, not a curated record. Lineage: Eukaryota; Viridiplantae; Streptophyta; Magnoliopsida; Lamiales; Lamiaceae. Gene Ontology annotation, molecular function: lipid binding. The transcript has 2 exons. The coding region runs from base 16 to 288 and encodes 90 amino acids.